Phoenix dactylifera (date palm) is the source of this 2076-nucleotide messenger RNA. NCBI's taxonomy places the organism in Eukaryota, Viridiplantae, Streptophyta, Magnoliopsida, Arecales, Arecaceae. The record is from RefSeq and is a predicted model, not a curated record.
AUGACAAUCCCUGCAUUCCAAGGUAAAAAUGAUCCUGAAUUAUAUUUAGAGUGGGAGAGAAAGGUUGAAUAUGUGUUUGAAUGUCAUAAUUAUUCCGAGGAGAAGAGGGUUAAACUAGCCAUUGUUGAGUUCCAUGAUUAUGCUAGUAUUUGGUGGGAUCAAAUGGUGACUAGUAGACGUAGAAAUGGGGAGAGGCCUAUUGGUACAUGGGAUGAGAUGAAGGCUGUCAUGAGAAAAAGGUUUGUACCCAGCCACUACUAUAGAGAUUUGCACAGGAAAUUGCAAAGUCUAACUCAAGGCUCCAUGAGUGUGGAAGAUUACUAUAAGGAGAUGGAAAUAGCCAUGAUUAGAGCCAAUGUUGAAGAAGACCGAGAGACAACUAUGGCUAGAUUCAUUGGAGGUUUAAAGAAGGAGAUAGCUGAUGUGGUAGAAUUGCAACAUUAUAUAGAGAUGGAGGAUUUGCUGCACAAAGCUAUUCUAGUGGAAAGGUGUCAAGGAGUUGGACAUAUUGCUUCUCAAUGUCCAAACAAAAGAGCCAUGAUACUGCUGGAUAAUGGAGACAUAGAGAGUGUGAGCUCAAGUGAUGAUGACAUGCCACCAUUGGAGGAUUGUAGUGAUGUUGAAGUUGCUGAACCUGUUGUUGGAGAUGUGCUUGUUACUAGGCGUGCUCUCAACAUGCAACCUAAGGCGGGUGGUAAUGAGGAGCAACGUGAGCAUAUAUUUCAUACAAGAUGCCAUAUAAACGACAAGGUAUGCAGCUUAAUCAUUGAUAGUGGGAGUUGCACUAAUGUUGCUAGCACCUUGUUGGUUGAAAAAUUGAGUUUGCCCACAUUAAAGCACCCUAAUCCAUAUAGACUUCAGUGGCUGAAUGAUUGUGGAGACAUAAGGGUGACUAAGCAAGUGAUGAUUUCAUUUUCCAUCGGUAAAUACAAGGAUGAAGUUCUUUGUGAUGUGGCACCUAUGCAUGCUGGACAUCUACUUCUUGGGCGUCCGUGGCAAUUUGAUAGAAGGGUUAUUCAUGAUGGGUACAAAAAUAGAUACACUCUUGUUAUGAACAAUCACACUAUUGUUUUAACACCUCUCCAACCAACCGAGGCCUAUGCUGAUCAAAUCAGAAUUACAAGAGAGUGUAAUUUGAGAGAGGAACAAUUGAGCAUUCAAGAAAAAGAGAGAAAAGAUAAGAAAAAUGAGAGUCAGCAGACGAAAGAAAAGAAUAAAUCAGAAUCCAAAGAAGAGAAAAAAAAGAGAGUGAGUGCAUUUGCAAGCAAAAGAGAGGUUGAGAGUGCCUUGUUAGCAAAAGAGCAGCUACUUGUGCUCAUACAAAAGGAUGUUUAUUUUACUAACGAACACAAUUCUUCUUUGCCUAGUAUGGUUGCUUUUUUGUUACAGGAAUUUGGUGAUAUUUUUCCAGAAGAAAUUCCCCAUGGAUUACCUCCUACAAGAGGUAUUGAGCAUCAGAUUGACUUAAUUCCAGGUUCUUCAAUCCCAAAUAGACCAGCCUACAGAACAAGUCCAGAGGAAGCAAAAGAAAUUCAAAGGCAAGUAGAUGAGUUGCUGCAAAAAGGAUUUGUGAGGGAGAGUCUUAGCCCGUGUUCUGCUCCUGUGAUCUUGGUUCCGAAGAAAGAUGGGACGUGGCGCAUGUGUACGGACUGCCGAGCCAUAAAUAAAAUCACUGUAAAGUAUCGAUAUCCUAUCCCUAGAUUGGAUGAUAUGCUUGAUGAAUUGCAUGGUUCGUGUGUGUUUUCUAAAAUAGAUUUGAAGAGUGGAUACUAUCAAAUUCGCAUGAAAGAAGGUGAUGAAUGGAAAACAGCUUUUAAAACAAAAUAUGGUUUAUAUGAGUGGAUGGUGAUGCCAUUUGGCUUAUCUAAUGCACCCAGCACCUUCAUGAGGUUAAUGAACCAUGUUUUGCGUUCUUUCAUUGGGAAAUUUGUUGUAGUGUAUUUUGAUGAUAUUUUGAUUUAUAGCAAAACCUUAGAUGAACAUGUUAAUCAUUUGCGAAUAAGUGUGGAUGAGGAGAAGGUAAGGGCAAUUAGAGAAUGGCCUACACCUAAGAAUGCAAAUGAGGGGCCGUACUAA